Messenger RNA from Engraulis encrasicolus (European anchovy), 841 nucleotides. It is a transcript of the gene gal, whose product is annotated as galanin/GMAP prepropeptide. Gene Ontology annotation, molecular function: neuropeptide hormone activity; galanin receptor binding. Gene Ontology annotation, cellular component: extracellular region; secretory granule. The record is from RefSeq and is a predicted model, not a curated record. Lineage: Eukaryota; Metazoa; Chordata; Actinopteri; Clupeiformes; Engraulidae. Gene Ontology annotation, biological process: neuropeptide signaling pathway. The transcript has 8 exons. Bases 224 to 637 code for a protein of 137 amino acids.
UAAUUACUACAAAAUGAUUAUUGCCCAACACUGCUCAUUGCCACCACAAAUCAUGAAUGCGGUGAUACCGAGACACACACAUAAAAGGCCAACCAGUAGCAUCCUUAUCUCAGUCUGGGAAGGUAGAGAAAGAUCGCCUUGAAGUCCAGGGUUUGUUGCAACGGCCUCAGACUUUUUAAAAGACUAAACCAGGCGUAAAAUAGCAAGGAAAGGUGCACGCAAGAUGCAGAAGUGUUUUAGCAGCGUUUGUGUUUCUCUCGUCUUUUGCGCAAUUCUCACGGAGACAAUUGGAUUGGUAAUUGCGGCAAAAGAAAAGAGAGGCUGGACCCUGAACAGCGCAGGAUACCUCUUGGGUCCUCGUCGUAUUGAUCACCUAAUACAGAUAAAGGAUGCUCCCAGUGCAAGGGGGAGAGAAGAACUGCUUGGUCAAUAUGCAAUCGACAGCCACAGAACCCUGACUGACAAGCAUGGCCUGGCAGGAAAGAGGGAUAUGCCACUGGAGGACGACUUCAAACCAGCAGGACCUUUGAGAAUAGAGGAUGAAGAUGUGAUACACACCAUAAUUGACUUCCUGUCAUAUCUAAAAUUAAAAGACAUGGGGGCGCUUGACACAUCAGAAGAGAUCGGUCAGCCAUAGCAUGGGACAAGCACUUUUAUUCCCCUACUCACUCACCCUGGCUUGGCUCUCUUCCGUCUGGAAUUCACCCUUAGAAAAUAAGCAAGAUGUCGGUUAAUUCUACUGCCCUGCUGCAGCGUUCACUUUUCUUUUUAUCUGUGGCUGUGUGAGUUGAAGAAAGUGUUUAAAAGACAAAUAAAUUAAUGACUGGCUUUCAUCCUCUGA